This is a messenger RNA of Pelodiscus sinensis (Chinese soft-shelled turtle), 1222 nucleotides long. The record is from RefSeq and is a predicted model, not a curated record. NCBI's taxonomy places the organism in Eukaryota, Metazoa, Chordata, Testudines, Trionychidae.
GCAGAAAAGCCGGUGCUGCGCCCUCCCUGCCCCAGCCCUGCUUCCCGACCAACAGCGGCUGCAUCCGCUCGGCCCCCGUGAAGAAAACUUGGUUGGAUUUAAAAUUCCCCUUGGGACGGAGAGGGGCCCUGCUGAGGUAGGGUGAAGCUGAUCGAGACAGCAGCGAUCGAAGGGAUUCUUCAAGACUUCUGCGUUUGGAAGUUUCCCUGAGUGUUCUUAGAGCUAAAUCUCUCUUAGUGCUCUGUAAUUGAAAUAGUUGUAUCCAAAAGCCAUCUCUUCUGGGGUCAGGAAUGUUGGCUUUGAAAGCUCAGGGAAGAAGCAGUAGGGGAAAAAACGUAACACAGUGUGCCUGAAAAUGACAACAAAACGCAACUUGUUUGUUCGGUUGGUGCCAUGCCGCUGUCUGCGUGGAGAAGAAGAAACAGUCACUGUACUUGAUUAUUCUCACUGCAGCCUAGAGCAAGUGCCGAAAGAGAUAUUUACCUUUGAAAAGACCUUGGAAGAACUCUAUUUAGAUGCAAAUCAGAUUGAGGAGCUUCCAAAGCAACUUUUUAACUGUCAGUCCCUGCACAAGCUGAGUUUGCCAGACAAUGAUCUAACAACAUUGCCAGCAUCCAUUGCAAAUCUCAUAAAUCUCAGGGAACUAGAUGUCAGCAAGAAUGGCAUACAGGAGUUUCCAGAAAACAUAAAAAACUGUAAAGUUUUGGCAAUUGUUGAGGCCAGUGUAAAUCCAAUUUCAAAGCUUCCAGAUGGAUUUUCCCAACUGUUAAACCUAACCCAGCUGUACCUGAAUGAUGCUUUCCUUGAGUUUUUGCCAGCCAAUUUUGGCAGGCUAACUAAACUCCAGAUAUUGGAACUUAGAGAAAACCAGUUAAAAAUGUUGCCAAAAACCAUGAACAGACUGACUCAGCUGGAGAGACUGGACUUAGGAAGUAAUGAAUUCACAGAAGUGCCUGAAGUACUUGAACAAUUGAGUGGAUUAAAGGAAUUUUGGAUGGAUGGUAAUAGAUUAACUCUUAUCCCUGGGUUUAUUGGCAGUUUGAAACAGCUGACCUACUUGGAUGUUUCUAAAAACAACAUUGAAAUGAUUGAAGAAGGUGUUUCAGGCUGUGAAAGCCUACAAGACUUGCUAUUAUCCAGUAAUUCACUUCAGCAACUUCCAGAGUCCAUUGGUUUGUAUUAUCUAAUUUAUGUGCUUCUUUUUUAAAAUGAAGGUAGCUGU